Messenger RNA from Parathielavia appendiculata, 1681 nucleotides. Its product is annotated as WD40 repeat-like protein. Bases 155 to 1228 code for a protein of 357 amino acids. Gene Ontology annotation, cellular component: nuclear pore. Gene Ontology annotation, molecular function: RNA binding; ubiquitin binding. The record is from RefSeq and is a predicted model, not a curated record. Gene Ontology annotation, biological process: transcription-dependent tethering of RNA polymerase II gene DNA at nuclear periphery; RNA export from nucleus. The transcript has 3 exons. Lineage: Eukaryota; Fungi; Ascomycota; Sordariomycetes; Sordariales; Chaetomiaceae.
GAUAGAGAUCAGACUCGAAAACCAAACCACAAAACAACUUCACCAAUUACGCACAGCCACAGCGCUUUCCUAGAUAAACCCGCUCUUCGACCGAGAAAUCAUUCAACCUAGACAGGUCUGCUGCGCAUUCGACAUAGAUCCAUAAGCCGCGACAAUGGCUGGCCUUUUUGGCGCGCAAUCGGCGUCGGCCAGCAACACGCUGGGCGACCUGAAACAGGACGUCGAGCUCGGGAGUCCGCCCGAGGACAGCAUCUCGGCCAUCGCCUUCAAUCCCAACCCGACCGACCCCAAAGACUUUCUCGCCGUGGCGAGCUGGGACAAGAGAGUGCGCAUCUACGAGAUAAUGAGCAACGGCCAAGGCCAGGGCAAGGCGCAGAUAGAGCACGACGGCCCGGUCUUUUCUGUUGACUUCUUCAAGGACGGCCAAAAGGUCAUCUCUGCCGGCGCCGACAAGCAGGCCAAGGUGAUGGACCUCGCCACGGGACAGACGGUCCAGGUAGCAGCGCACGACCAGCCGGUCCGCUGCGUGCGGUACUUCGAGGCCAACGGCACCCCGAUGGCGGUCACGGGCUCGUGGGACAAGACGGUCAAAUACUGGGACUUCAGGAGCUCGACGCCCGCAGGCUCCAUCACCUGCCAGGAGCGGGUAUACACGAUGGACGUCCGGGACAAUCUUCUGGUCGUCGGCACGGCCGACCGGUACAUCAACGUGAUCAACCUGCAGGACCCGGCCAAGUUCUACAAGACGCUGCAGAGCCCGCUCAAGUGGCAGACCCGCGUCGUCAGUUGCUUCACCGACUCGCAGGGCUUUGCCAUUGGGAGCAUCGAAGGCCGGUGCGCGAUCCAAUAUGUCGAGGACAAGGACGCGAGCCUCAACUUCUCGUUCAAAUGCCACCGCGACCCGCCGCAGGGGUCCGUCACCAACGUGCACGCGGUCAACGACAUCUCGUUCCACCCCCAGCACGGCACCUUCAGCACGGCGGGCAGCGAUGGGACGUUCCACUUCUGGGACAAAGACGCUAAGCACCGUCUCAAGGGGUACCCGAACGUGGGCGGCAGCAUCACGGCGACCAAGUUCAACAAGACGGGCAGCAUCUUUGCUUACGCCAUCAGCUACGACUGGAGCAAGGGGUACCAGGGCAACACUGCCAACUACCCGACCAAGGUGAUGCUGCACCCCGUGCAGCCCGACGAGUGCAAGCCGCGGCCGAGCGUCAAGAAGAGGUAGGGUAGCGCUCUGAUGACGACGCGGAAGGGCGACGCCGAACGGCGGAUGGUCCGAGCAGACCGAGUUUGGUGAGAGGUACGUAGUCCGGGUGUGGGGAGCUCACAAGCCGCGAGGAGAGGGCCUCGCCUAAGCAUAUCAAUGGAAGUCUACUAAAGGUGAUGCUCAGCCAAGACAAGGAGAGAGAGGAAAGGUGAGGGAAAGGGGAUGAGGAAAGGGAGAGGGAGAGGGAAAGAAGAGCAAAGAAGGGGGAGGAAGGAAAGGGGGCAGAAAGGGAAAGGGAAAUGGAAUGACAAAGGGAAUGAAGACGGAAGUUGAUAGGUGGUUGGAACGGUCAUUGGACAAGGGCAGAGUCGACGGCGAGGAGUACCGGAUGGACGGCAGCAGAUAGCCAGAUGCCUUGUCUCAGAAGCAGUCCGUAACAAUCAAUCAGAAUAACUAAUAACACUCUCUCAU